GGUGUGCUUUUUAAAGGUAUGUUAGGUAUGUUGCUACAUCAGUUCUUCACAGAUUGUAUUCUUACACAGAUUUUAUGGUACUUUUAAAUAAAAACCAAUCUGACGUGAUGGUUAUAUAGAGUAAAAAACUGUGAGAAGAUCCCUAUUUGUUCCUUAAAAUGGGAUUUAUUCAGCAACGCACUGUAUAUUAUACAGUCACCCACUAGAAAAUGGCAGUUCCAGUGUUUUAGACUAUACUUUGUCUCUACGUGUUCAUUCAGAAGAGGCACGGUCAUGGUUAACAGACUCUAAACUUGACCCACUUUUUUUCAUCUGUGUGCAAACUCCAUGUAUUAUUCAUGCUUCCUUCUUUUAACAUUUUCCAAAUAAAUGAUUCAGGGGUCUUUUCUCUAUAAAGAUCAGCGUCAAUAAUAUGUCCUGUGGAUAGUUCUACAAUAAACAGGCAUGUAAAUAAUCUGGAAGAAACAUUUUGUAUUUUCUCGAUCUUGUAAUCAAUAAUGUGUUUAAAAUCAUAGACUAUUAUUUAUCAACAUUGUAAGUCGUUAGAAGUACUCAUUUUUAAAGGAAGUCUAAUACAUUCAUGAAAAGCUCGUUUAGAAUAAAAAUUUACUUGGUAGAACUGUAUGAAGAAGGUUUAUCAAGAUAUAAUAUAUUGUACAAAAAUAGCAAACUGUUGGGAAUAAUCAGUUUUUAGAUAGGAUGCAGGCUUGGAAACUGUGGUCUAUCUCCAUGACUCCCCAGAAAUACAGAAAAACAUGUAACAGUUGGGAUUGUUAGAACUGAUACUGUCCUUCAAAGACCGCUUUCAGUGUGCUUAAGAUAGAAAAUAUGUCAUUUAUAUGAGGAUUUUUAUUUCAAAAGCCUUCUUUUUCAUGUUAUUACAGAAGUGAGUACUCUGUCUUUAUAAUCCAGGUAUCCUAUGAUUGGUUUUUGGGAGUGGGGUUGGGUGUGCCUUUAAGAUCUUGAAUUGGUUCUGGAAUUUCUUUUGAGGUGUCAAGCAGUUACUUAAAGACAAUAAUUAUUCCCAAUAAAUCAACUUGUAGGAGAGGGUUUUAUAACAAUUACAGAACAUGAAUAGUUUUUUAAGUUUUUUAAGUGAUUAGUAAUGCUAAUAACACCUUUAUUUUAAAAUUAGACAGUCAGCUUUUGAAAAGUAAAAUUACUGAAAUCAGGUUUCUUUUUUUCUGAAAAAAAGAGCUGUUACUAAGAGUGUGUGGCAGACCGUAGAUAAGUCCUAAAAGUAACAGUAGUUUGCUGCAAGAGCAAGUGCUAAGGAAAAGGAACAACUGACAAUACAAAGGACAAUGCACAGUGUAUAUCUUGAUGACAUUUUGUGUGCUGUGACAUGGUUUUUGCCAUGGCAUCUGAGACUGAAAAGGCCCAUGCUCUUCUCCAAACUUUCAGCACAGCUUCAGUUAUAUCUAGUCUAGGUUUGGGGCUAUUCUGCUUUGUAGCAGACAGACUUCUGCAGUUUUCAUUCAUUCAGCAAAAUGACUGGCUCCGAGCCUUCUCUGAUAAUGCAGUGCAUGGUAUACUAGGAAUGUGGUCCUGGGCAAUAGUGAUUGGACUUCGGAAGAAAAGUGACUUCACUGAGGUCACUCUGGCUGGCUUCCUUGCCUCUGUCAUUGAUGUGGACCACUUCUUUCUGGCUGGCUCCCUAUCGCUAAAGGCUGCUCUGACUCUUCCACAGAGACCACUUCUUCAUUGUUCUACUGUGAUUCCUAUUGUGGCUCUGACAUUAAAGUUUAUUAUGCACCUUUUCAGGCUUAAGGAUUCAUGGUGCUUUCUUCCCUGGAUGUUGUUCAUAUCCUGGACCUCUCACCACAUCCGUGAUGGGAUUCGUCAUGGCCUCUGGAUCUGCCCAUUUGGAAAAACUCCUCCUUUACCAUAUUGGCUGUAUGUGGCAAUUACAGCAUCUUUACCUCAUCUAUGUUCAUUUGUUAUGUAUUUAACAGGCACUAGAGAAUUAAUGUCUAUAAAACAUGGAAUCCACAUUGAUGUGUAAUAAUGAUAACUCUUAAAGUUGUUUGUAUUAACACUUGAAUUAAUGGAAGUUAAUGAUAACUCUUAAAGGUUGUUUGUAUUAGCACUUGAAAUAAGCUGUUUAUCACUGAAAUGGUUUCUUUAUGUUUCCUACAACUUCUGAGUUAGGCAUUUUAAGGCUGUGGAGCCAGUUACAGCUCCUGUGUGAAUUCCUUGUGGUCAUAGAAACCUAUUUAAUGAAUGGUAAUGAUUUAAUGUCUAUACCUUCCCCUUGUAAAUAUGUAGUCUUCCAUUAUAAUUCAUGCCUAGCUUGCUGAUUCAUAAAGUACUUGGUGUGCCUCUAGUAAUGACAUCACAUUUUACUGUCAUGGUGCUGUUCAUCUGAUCAUUCACUUUGGAUUUGUAUUCUGCCUUUAGAUAAUACAUUUAAUCUAGAUAGCAUUUGUAUGGCACUUUACAAAUGUAAAAUACUAUAUAAAUGCUAAGUAUUAGUGAGAAUUUAGUAGUGUAUGGCACUUAAAAAACAUGUUAGUCUUUUGGAUUUUAUUUGUUUUCCUGUUGGACUCCUGUAUUCAACUGUUUUACAAGAAAUUCUGUUUGUAUUUCACAAUGCACAACUGUGUAUCAGCACAUCUUUGAACACUGCUAUCAUAUAGUGUUUCUACUAAAUACUGUUCCUCUGUAGUUGCUUUGUACUGAUAAUUGCUAGCUAUUAUGUGUGAUUGGAAAGAAGAUAGUUGGUUACAGUAUUAUGUGCAUUGGCCAAACUGUUUAGUUUUUAAAAUGUACUAAUUAUGAAUAUUACUUGAUUUUAAACUAAGAAAUUCUAGUGAAUAUUUAAGGAUUGUGUAAAGGCAAACUUAUUUAUUACAGUAAAACAUAAGCUUUAGGGAAGAUUCAGGAAGGUAUAAGGAAAUGAAAAUUGCUCAGAAUGUGAGUUUGCUUAAAGACCUUCCUACUGUACUCAUAAAGAGUAUUUUCCAUUAAGUGCAAGAUCAUCCUUAUUAUUAUAAAAUAAAAUGCAUUAUUAUUAUAUGGAUACAGACAUUUCCUUAUAAAUAAGUUCCUUAAGGAAAAAUGUUAUGAUGUUGCAGGUUCAUAACAUAGUAAUUUGCACUGUGACAUUUGUUUAAAGUGGGUUUUCAUUUACAGAAAUUCCUCAGAAAAAGUACCAAAGUAAAAAUUAAGCUCUGGGCUAGUGUACAGUGUACAUGCUGAGGAAUGUCUAUUAAUAAUUGUUUUGGUAAUUUUUUAUUCCUUGAAUUCCAUUGGCCAGUAAGGAGAUGGGGCCUUAAUUAUUCCAGUUUGUGACAAAUAGCUGUCAAAAGGGAUUAUUUUUACGGAAGAGCAUGUAUAGGGUAGCAUGUGCUGAACUUAGGUUAUCAAAGAGUGCAAAGAUGAUGUGAUGCAUUCAUACUACAUCUACAUUAGUAAAGGUAUAUUAGUACAAAGUACAAAAAAAUUACAGAAGAAUACAGGGAUCUUCUAUGGCUGCAGAGUGCUAAAGACUCUGCAGUUACAGAGCUAGUUACAGAAAGUGUUUCACCCUUUUGAAAUGUGCCUUCCCACAAAAAGAACAGUCUCUGCCCUGUUUGUUCUUCAUGUUAGAAGUGUAUGCUUAUGGAAACUUGUCUGACAGUACAGCGGGCCUGUUUAGCCUUUAUUCUAAUACGAAUAAAAGUUUUUUUCUUGGAAAGAAGAUCGGAGAAGCAGAACAUUCCUUAAAGGAUUAUCCUCAUACCGUGGAUUUCUGUCUUCUAUAGUAUGUAAAAGUUUCCCAGAAACAACAUCAGAAAUGUCUUGCUUCAGAGCCCUCAGAGCAAGAACUGUCUUUUAUCCAAAGGCAUGAUGGUUUAGUAGACGAGGAAUGUUGCUUGUUCAUUUACUUCUGACCUAUGUUUUACACUAUAGGUUAUGAAAUGCCAAUAAUGAAUAUAUUUUGUGCAAGAAGUGAACACUUAAAUGUGUGUAGAAAGUUUUCUGUAUUCUUGUUUCAUGGUAUAAUAUUUGUAUAAUUUUGUUUUACUCAGAUUUCUUGCAAAGGGGAAUGUAUAUAGGAACAAAGUGAAGAAUUACAUGUUCUCAUUUUUAGAUUGUAGCUGUAGCUUUUUUGAUAACUGUAUGUCCACCAGCAGUCCUUUAGGAUUGGUACUGUACUCUCUUGCCUAUGUUUAAGGAUCAGUUAAUGAAUGCAUCUUUAGUAGUUUAAAAAACACGGCUUUUCAUUCUCUGUAUUUCUAGCUAAUUGUCUGUGUGGGGAUUACAAUAAUUUUCAGCUGUAUUUCAAAAUUAUUUUUCUGAUCAUGUUCUUACACCAGUUCUACCACAGCCAUACGUGAGCACCACUUAGAAAUGUAAGGAAAGCAGUAAGCACUUGUCUCUCCCUCCAACAGAGGUGGCAGUCUCACACCUCAUCCUGAUGUUUACGCAACUUUAGCUCGGUCCAUUGACAGCUUUUCAAGGUAAACUGACAAGCUGCAUGUAAUGCUGUAAUUUGUGGGUAGACAGAUUAGAGAACAAAAGAGAAGUUAAAUAUUUGUUUCAGUUUGUGUUACCUAGGAGGUGCCACCUGCAAAUUAUGAAUUGCCUAACAGUUCCUUACCAGCACCUUUCAUGUGCAUUUCAAAACUAUGCAUCGAUACUGGUCACGUGUUGCAAAACCAUGGCAAAAUUAAACCAAGAUACUGAAAACGUAACAAAUUUGUGCUUUACUGCAUGCAUUACAAUAAAGAGUAAAUGUGAAUUACAGAAAACAUGUGAACUACACAAAAAAAUUAGCAAACUCAAGCUAAUAAUGUUAUGCAUAAUGUUGCACAUCACUAAAAUAUCAGUUAUUUCAGUGGCUCAUUUACUAUGCUAAUCUAAUUUUUUUCCAUGUAUCUUCUAGUUUACUUACAAAGCUGAACAAAGCGGAGGGGGGGCUUCUGACUUUUUUGUUAGAACUUGCUGCUUUUUUUCCUGCUUAGAUGGAUUGAUGUCAUAAAACGUAGGUACUAAUAAUUGCCAAGCUAAAAUAAAAAUGUUGGGAUUUUUCUUCUCCCCAGUCCUCUAGAAAUAAAAUAGUUCCUAAUUCCCUAGUGGCCUUAACAGAGAGAGUGAAUACAUUUCCCAUCAGUUUAUAUUCUAGUUUAAAAUGUAAUCUGUAUUUUCGCAUGACAGUGAAGUAUACAUGUAUAUGUAUAUGACAGAUACAUAUACAGUGAAGUAUAUUGUAUCAUGUGCCUUUCAUUGAUUAUUGGUAAGUGAAUUACUCAGAAUUGAUGCUGUGCUCCAGGGAAAACACUGCUGAGUUUGAAUUAAACUGAAACAUGCAGGUCAUUGGUAUUAGCUUAUUAUCAGAAGAGCAUUUCCUUUGCUAAUGGAAAUAAAAUUCCAGAAAGAGAGAGAGGGAAGGUGUCAAAAUUCAGUCCAAAAGAAAUAUUUGUACAUAGUUACUUUUGAACACGUGUUUAUAUUCCAUCAGCUACUGUCAGUAUGAAAGUAAAUGAUAAAAUGCAUCAAAAGAAUACGUCUGUUUAAGUAAUGGAGCCGAUCUAAAUUCUGUAAAUUACACAGAUUUAUUCAGAGCAGAAGAAAUUUUUUAAGUGUUCCACACAUGGACUUUAAUCAACUGAUAAUUUUGAGUCCAGAAGUUAGGUUUUGUUCCCUUGCUACGGGCAGACCUUGCAUUGAAACCAGGGACUGUCAAGUUAAAGUACCCUUUGCCUUCAUUACAAAAAAACAGUAGUAACACAUUUUCUUGAAAUAACAAAUUGUUGCCUUCAGUUCUUUCUUAAAAUUCCUCAAGUUUUACAUCAUCUACAUUGAAUUAUAAAUUUGCAUGCUCUGUUGUAGGGCUGUUUUCUGUUACUUGUAACAUAAACCCACUAUUAAGUAGUACUUGCAUUUAUAGAUACAUAUAUCGCACACUGGUGUUUCCUUCUGUGUUCAUAUAAUCAUUUUCCAUUUGCUUAACCUAACGUGUACUGAAUUUCCUAGGGGUAAGGAGAAGUGUUUAGAUGUCUCAAUGACUAGGAAACCUGGGAAAGCAACUACUUGGCAAAUACGUUUUCAUGUGUUGUUAAGGAAAUCUUCAGAAUAUUGAAAAUAGAAAAAAAUUGAUACCAUAUUCCUUUUGAUGGAAACAUUAACUAGAUUUCUAGGCAGUUUGUAAAAACAGAUAUUUUAGUCAAAAUUAAUUGACUGAAAACAUUUGUAUUAGUAAAUAUGGGUGGAAAAUCUGUAUGAAAAUGGAUUUGUAUACUGAAACUUUUGCAGGGGUAAUUGACUAAGUCAGACUGUGUGCUGUUGCCAUAUCCACCACAGAAACAUUCCUUUGUCCAAGGAACAUUACUAAUGUUCAUGGAGCCUUGCUCGUGUUGCCAAGGGAAUUUAAUCUUACUUAGUCAUAGUUGGUUUUCCCGUUACAUAUUGCGUGACAUUGAGUAAGGGGUCCUGGUGUGGGGCAGUUUCCUUGAUCUGCUGUCCAGUCCUUCGCAACAAUUUUUAAAGAUAGGCCAAAGAAACUGGUAACUGAGUUGUGGUACAGUAACUGUGGUAAAGAAAUGAAACGAGGGUGGCAGGCAUAACAAUGCCAUAAGGAACUUGAACUUACAGGCUUACAAUGCUGCUAUUUUCACUUUUACAUUUUCAUUUAAAUUGCUGAUAAGUCAAACAAAACCAACUUUUUUUUAUGUAUUGCUGCCAACAGUUUAGAAGCAUAUUUUGUGAUAACUGCUCUAAAAUUAUGAAGUGUUUCUGGGGCAAAUGAAUACUGUAAGAUUUGAGUAAUAAGGCUUUAUCAAUAUAUUUUCAACAAAAUCAUCUAUGUCUUUUUGCUGAUUUAACUAUAUAUAAUGUAUAGACACAAGCACUCAGUUAUUUCCUGGUCUUACUGUGGAAGCAUGCUUGGGGAAUACUCUAGCUAGCAAAACCUUUUAGCAAGUAACUUUUGUUUCAGUAGUCCCUGGAGAGAGAGAGAUCUUCCUUUAUUCUAGGCAUGUUUUGUUAAUAUGAAGGUUUGCAUGAUUUGCCAGCAUCUUUUGGGUGAAUGUUUUGUACACCUUGUGCAUCAAACAUAAAUAAGCAAAACAAAUGCACUUAGAGCUUCAUACCAUAAAAAUGUAUGCACAUGAAUUAUUUAUUUUUUUUUCCCAAAGUAAAAGCAAUUUAACAUGCUCUUGCAUCUUG
This is a messenger RNA of Falco peregrinus (peregrine falcon), 7152 nucleotides long. RefSeq names its product transmembrane protein 267 (gene TMEM267). Lineage: Eukaryota; Metazoa; Chordata; Aves; Falconiformes; Falconidae. Bases 1346 to 2005 code for a protein of 219 amino acids. The transcript has 3 exons. The record is from RefSeq and is a predicted model, not a curated record.